This is a messenger RNA of Oikopleura dioica, 750 nucleotides long. The record is from the annotation of a GenBank genome assembly. NCBI's taxonomy places the organism in Eukaryota, Metazoa, Chordata, Appendicularia, Copelata, Oikopleuridae.
AUGGGACGGACCAAAAAUAAAACACGGGAAAAGAGUAAAUAUCCAGUUACACCCCUGAGAGCGAUUGUGCGAAAAGUUCCAGCCGAAGAUAGAACGGUACCAAAAACCGAGUGCUGGGCAGAAAUCAAAUGGGCACAUGUGAAGGAGAUUUUCUCGCAAUAUCUCGAGAGCGAAAAUGCCCAAAUCAUCUUCCGUUUCGACCCAUGUCACUUAUUCACAGACAAACAAAUCCUUGCUGUCAUUACUGAAUAUCUCUAUCGACUCAACAAGACUGAAAAGCUUAACAGGAGCUUUUUGACGACUUCGAGAUUUCUUUCGCUGCUCUUCCUGGCGAUCGAGUACUUUGAUGAAGGCACCAACGGAGUCAUGAUCGAGCAGAUCGCCGAGAGAAAGUUCAAGAUCGGUCGAAAACACCUUCACCGAGCGAAAAGCGAGAUCUGGAGGAGUUUAGACUUCCGACUUGAUGUUUCGCCCGAAAAAAUCGACAAGAUUCUUGAUCAGAUGGGAACAAAUAAGGCCUUCAAUAGAGAGCGCGCCGUACAUCAUUCAGGAGUCAAAAGGCUCGAGGACGAUCAGCGAGCCUUCGACUUCUGGAUAGACAAUCCUCAGAAACGCUGCGCAGAUUGUAAGAGAAAGCAACAAACCGUUAAUGCCCACGAUUUAUUCAACAAUUCGGACAUUUACGAAGCUCGAAGCAAGGAUCAAUUCGGUUCAACCAAAAACAUGUGCGUCUGGAACAGCUCUGACUGA